Microbotryum saponariae is the source of this 1430-nucleotide messenger RNA. The record is from the annotation of a GenBank genome assembly. NCBI's taxonomy places the organism in Eukaryota, Fungi, Basidiomycota, Microbotryomycetes, Microbotryales, Microbotryaceae.
AUGCCGUCCUUCACCUCCCGUCUCCCCACCAACCCCAACCUGUCCUCCCUUCCCAAAUACUACGGUGACGCCUCCACGCUCCUCUCCUUGGACAAGUACAACCGACGUCAUUCGUUCCGCCCUUCCUGGAUCUCGGACGACGAACCCGAUCAUACGGUUUCGUAUGCGUGUGUAGGAGCGGAGAAGGAGGACGAGUUGGAAACGGUUGUAUGGCUCAAUGGUUUGGGUGGGAAUCGAUAUGCUGCUGGUCAGUUAUUUGUGACCUUGAUUCGCGAUUGACUCGUCGGCACCCGACUUCCCCACUUCUCCCCCGCGUACACGUACGCACAUACUGCGCACUCCAGCGAAUAUUGACGCCCUCCUCGAGCACCUCCACAGCUUUCCUAGACGGUAUCUUCGCAAUGUAUCGCCUCCGUUUGAUCCACAUCGACCGACCUGGAGCAGGACACUCAACUCCCGUCCCCCUCUCUCACCGCGUCGAAUGGUCAACCGAAGCCCUUCUCUCCAUCCUCUCCCACGAAGGAAGACCCCCCCACCUAUCCGUGAUCUCGCAUUCCAACGGCGUCAUCUACACGCUCCAUUUACUGUCCCACCUUCCUCGAACGUACGCAGUCCGACAUUGGUUCAUGAGUUCCCCGUUUGUGAUUCCCCUCUUGUCCGGGAGUUGGUCCUUGGGUCUGGCGAGUUAUCUCCCUGCCCCCGUGACGGGGAGUUUGGGCACGUUGGCUUCGACGUUUAGUACGAGUUUGGGAUGGUAUCAAUCUGCGAAGGGGGUGUCGAGCGGUGAAUUAGGUGGACUGUCAAAAUGGUGGGGUGGGGUACCGAUGACCUCGACGACGGCCGCCGAAGCUGAAGACCCUACACUAUCCACCGAAGAGGAUUCAACCCAAGCGACCAGAAAAUCAAGACGACAGUACGAGCGUUUCGUCAAGAAGCAAAACGAUCUCCACGCAUCCCCUGACGACGCUCGGCAGAACGAACGUCGUAAAACGUUCGAAGGGUAUUUCUUUGGGCCCGAUUUGUUCAACGAGGCGAUGAAGAGGGCUGGGGAGGAAGGGUUGGGGUAUAUGGGUGAAGAGGCGUUGAUUUCUUUACGAAAGGGGGAGGGGGCGAGGUGGGGCUGGCCGAAGGAGGGGGCGGAGGGUCGGGAUGGGAAUGUGUAUUUGAGAGGGUUCAGGGAAUGGAAGGAAGGGUGGGAGAAGGAAGGGAGAGCUCUACCGAGGAUCAAAGUGGGGUACGGGAGUGAGGAUGGGAUGAUUCCCAAGAGGGGAAGGGAUCAUCUCAAGUCUGUGUUGGUCGAUCAGCUGCGUUUGGUCAAAGGGGAGGAUUGGAGAGAGAUCCGGGGGGCGGGACAUGAUGAUACGCUCGGGGUGACGACGUUGAUUGAGCCUUGGUGUCAGAGCGUGGUGGCUUCUGCAGAGGGUCACUAG